CAGAGAGAUGCACUGUGUGUUCCUCCACCGUCGGCACAGGUAUUCCUGCUGGGACUCCUCUGCAAAUACUACCGCGACCACGUGACGUGCUGCUUGCUGAAGACAAUCUAAGAGCAGGUGCGCGUAUUGCUUGCCACAUUUCACAGACACUCUUAUUUGUCAUUGUUUGCGCUGUGUUGUAAGAUAUUUUUAUAAGCGUUUUAACAUCUCUGAAACAAGUUGGCCUUUUUAAAGACGGUUGCAGCCCAUUCAUUCACUUUGCUUUAAGAAGAUUUUGACUUUUAAGUUUUGUUGCCACUGGUCAUACGAGCUGCUAUGACAGAUAACUAUAGCCACAGGGCACCGGAUGGGGGGUCGGAAUGUGUCUCCAUCCGGAGACCUCUGUACAAGACCCAGACUUUCAGGAACCAAUUCAUGAAGACUGGUACCACACAGAAAAGUGUCACUGAGUCAAUUAGACAGAAAGCACGAGAUGCGUGUGAAUGCACGCCGACCAAGAGGAAAAAGUGUCUGUUCAGUUUUCUCCCGUUCUUGAAGAUCAUGAGAAAGUACAAGUGGCGAUCGGAUCUUCCUAACGACAUCAUCGCUGGACUGACGGUGGGAAUUAUGCAGCUACCGCAAGGUAUGGCGUACUCUAUGUUGGCGGACAUGCCCCCCGUGGUCGGGCUCUACAUGUCGUUCUUCCCCGUGCUCGUCUACUUCAUAUUCGGGACGUCUAAGCAGAUCUCAAUGGGUACUGUAGCGGUUGUGAGUCUGAUGACAGGGGGUAUAGUCGCCACACAAACCAACCUGUGGAGAGAGGCGCGAGGCCUACAGAUAGAGAACACUACUAUACUGGGACUGAACGGGUCUGAUGGGUCACCGGAACAGGUUGCCGUGUCCGAGGACGAGAUACGGUUCAAGAUAUCUGUUGCUGCGACUGUGUGUUUUCUCACGGGCCUCAUCCAGGUCGGCAUGGGCAUAUUUCGUGUGGGGUUCUUGACCACCUACAUGUCCGACUCACUGGUCAGCGGAUUCACCACCGGAGCGGCAGUUCACGUGUUCACCAGCCAGGUCAAAUACGUCUUUGGGAUCAAGAUUCCUAGGUUCCCAAACCUGUUCCAGAUAAUCAGAACGUACCAAGCCAUCAUCCGCGAGUUGCCCAACACCAACCUGCCGGAGAUGGGCAUCUCAUUCAUCUGUAUCGUCAUCAUCUACCUCGUCAAGGUGCAGAUCAACCAGAGGUUCAAGGCCAAGCUGAAGGUCCCCAUCCCUAUCGAACUCAUUGUGGUUGUGAUCGGUACAGCUGCUAGCCAUUUUGGAGGGUUCGUUGAAAUGUGGGGAAUCAGGACGGUUGGCCACAUCCCUGCUGGCUUGCCCGUACCCGCCCCGCCAAGUUUCGUCAACGUCAGCAGUUACGGCACAGACUGCAUUGCCAUCGCCAUCGUCGCGUUCGCACAGUCUGUAUCCCUGGCCGUCGUCAUGGCCAACAAACACCACUACGACAUCGACUCCAACAAGGAACUGGUUGCCUAUGGUUUCGGCAAUGUGUUCGGGUCUUUUUUCUCCUGCUACCCCUUCGCUGCCUCAGUUUCCAGGAGCUCUGUGCAGGAUUCGGCCGGAGGCAAGACUCAGGUGACCAGCAUUUUCUCAGCCUGUCUGGUCCUCAUUGUGAUCCUCUUCAUUGGGCCCCUGUUCCAGUCUCUACCUAACUGCGUGUUGUCUGCCAUCAUCAUGGUGGCACUGAGGUCCAUGUUCCUACAGAUCCUGGAACUAAGAUCACUCUGGAGGAUUUCCAUCUACGACUGUGCUAUCUGGAUAGUGACGUUCGUGUGCGUUGUGGUCCUCCACGUUGACAUGGGCCUCAUGAUCGGCAUCGUCUUCUCCUUCUUCACCGUCGUCGUCAGGACGCAGCUAGCAAAAGCCUCAUCACUAGAGAAGGUCUCGGAUGUGGAGGUACUCCAGAAGGGUGCACAAUAUGAAAAGGCGGAGAAAUAUCAGGGCAUAAAGGUAGUCGGCUUCAACGCCCCCGUCUACUACGCUAACGCCGACAUCUUCAUGCGUCACGUGUACACCGUCACGGGUGCUAAGCCCGAGAGGAUCCUGAAAAAGAUGAAGAAACUGCAAAAACAAGAUCUCAGCAGACUGCACAGUCAGCAACAGUUGAUCAACGAAGGAACCACUGUAUUGCAACUGGAACCAAAGAAGAACGGCAUCACCAUCAACCCCGAUCCUCCAUGUAACGAUGAGAAGAUGAACAAGAGGAUGUCUCUGUCUGGCGUUAUCGUGGAGGACCCCCGCCCGUUCCACCACAUCGUCAUUGACUGUUCCGCUAUGCACUUUAUGGAUCCAGUCGGCGUUAAAAUCUUCAAACAGAUCUUCACAGAUUACAAUAACGUGGGAAUUUCGGUGUUUCUUGGUAAUGUCAGAGAUGAGGUCUGGUACGUACUGGAGGAAACAAAGUUCGUGGAGACAUAUCAUGAUUGUAUCUACCUCACGACAUAUGAUGCUGUGAUGGCGGCCUCUACCGAACGGAAAGCCAAUGAUCUCGUCCAGGAUGUGUAUAUCACACACAUGUAGACACCACUUCUGAGAUAUUUUAUCAGCGCAUCCUUGAACCGAGAGUUUCAAAGUCAAGCCGGACAAGUGGAGGUCAAGGCCAUGUCUUACCAUAUGCCGUUUUUGGAAGCGAAUAGAAGCUACUCGGUCUGCAAUUCUCAAUUGUGUGGAUAAAAGAUUCUUUGAGGUGUUAGUUACUCUCGAAUACCAUCCUUGAUUUUCCAUUAAAUUGAAAUUUUUUUUAAAACUCAUUCACAAUCAAAACGUCCGAAACGAGGCUAAGAUUAACGAACAAUCAUAAUACCUUCGAGGGCGAGAGUAAUUGACAGCGUGUAUGGAAAUUUAAGAUUUUCAAUAGAAACUCAUGUAACGCAGAGAGACAUUGUAUAUACAACGGAUAUAAUUCCCUGGUUAACCGAGGAUGGGUUACUACUCAUGAAGGAAAUGGAACGUUUAUAUCUGGGAUCAUAUACACAAGUCUGUAAUUCCGGGACUGGAGGCUCCCAAAAGCUCCGUAUCGGUAUGCAUGUUUACCCUCAUAUGUUCCUCUUUCGGAUAAACACUUCAUUACCUAGAUUGUGCAAUCACGGAAGAUAUUUCCUUUCAAUCAAAAUAUGCUUUUCACACUUACACACACGAAAGGUUGUUGAAUUGUUCAAAUUUAAGGUUAUACACCAACUCGCAUAAAAAUGACAUCCACUGAAACACUAAAAGGUUGUCAGCGCAUGUUUUUUGGAUUUAAAACAGUUCCUUCUUUGUGGAUGUCUUUGUCACAUUAGCGUUAAAAUUAGCAUCUGUGUUGUCACUGGUUUGUAUCAUAUACCACGUGACUAUAGCCUCGUCCUGAACAUAUUCACGUGACCAACUCGUGUCAUUCCGUGACAAAACCUUACGGAAAUACGCGAGUGGUGACGAAUGUUCAACAUAUAGUUGUAUCAACUUUAUGGGCAGUUAUUAGUAGAUCGUAGUAAGACGUAGUACUUAUUUUGCUUAGAAAGUAUGCGAGGGAGUAGAAUAUUCCUAUGUAAAUAAAUUCAUAUCAGUGUUGAUGUCAUGGUCUUUCAUGUGUAUAUACUUCAUCAAAUUACUUGUAAAUACGUUUGUGUACAAAUAUUUUCCAUAAAUGACAUCUAAACUCGAAAGUGUAUCUAUGGAAACAAUUCUAGUGAAAAUAUUAUGGUGAUUAUGUCACAAUCAUUAAAAAAUGUAAUCAUCAUCCUUAUCGUGUAUAGACAAUGCGUUACACCUCUACAUUUGCAGAAUGCACCGCGAGCAUCUUUCUGUGACAGACCGGUGUUCAGUUGUUGAACUACAUCCGUAACCAUUCGUGUCAUUCCGUGGCUUACGGAAAGGUGCGAAUGGUGACGAAUGGGGAUAAACUGGUGUCUUGUUAUUACUCAGGAGUACCCGAAAUCUGUGGGCAAAAUGUAUCGGAACUAGAAAUAAAUGAUUUUAUUGAUGUA
Messenger RNA from Haliotis rubra (blacklip abalone), 4001 nucleotides. Its product is annotated as prestin-like. The transcript has 17 exons. Gene Ontology annotation, biological process: transmembrane transport. Gene Ontology annotation, cellular component: membrane. Gene Ontology annotation, molecular function: oxalate transmembrane transporter activity; bicarbonate transmembrane transporter activity; chloride transmembrane transporter activity. Lineage: Eukaryota; Metazoa; Mollusca; Gastropoda; Lepetellida; Haliotidae. Bases 316 to 2559 code for a protein of 747 amino acids. The record is from RefSeq and is a predicted model, not a curated record.